AUGCAAGGAGCCCAAGGGGAGGAGCAGUUUGGAGUGGGCAUCUACUUCGCAGAAGACGUUGAUGGUGGGCAAGUCUUCGUCCAGUCCCUCGUUCCUGAGGGAUCAGCAGCCAUGGCAAGAACUAUCCAGGAGAGCGACAUCCUGGUCAAGAUCAACCACCAGCCGACGCUGCACAUUGGGCUUGCAAGGCUAAGGGAGGGCACGAGCGGGAAACUUUUCUAUGAAGUGGACUUGGUGAGAGGGUCAGCAGGAUACGUGAAGCUGUUGAUGAGAUGUCAUUCCCUCGCCACAGAGAACGACAGAAUGAGGAAAAUCGUGUCAAUGCAAGAGAUUAAGAUUGAGGGGCUGGUUGCUGAGAAAGAAGAGCUCAUGAAGGGCAACAGAGGUUUGAACCAGGACGAGAGGCAGAAGAUGGAAAAGGAGAAUCUGCAGAGCAGAGCAGAGGUGGAGAAGCUCGCAGGUCUGUUGGAGAAUUGGAAAGAGAAAGCAUCCAAACUUGAGAAGAUGUUGGCCAUCUCUCAAGAUAACAUGAAGAGCCGGGAAGAACACGUCAAUCGGAUUGAAGAGCUUGAUAGAGACAGGCUGGCGUACGUGAGCGAGCUAGAACGAAGAUUCCAGGAGGACAAGCAGCUUCAAAGGACCAUUCAAGCCAAAUUACAGGAGGACCUGAGGAAAGAGGCGCUGGCAAGAUCGACAGCAGAGAAGAAUUUAAUGAGGGUCCUUGCUCAGCUCCAGGAGACCAAGCAGGAGCUGACCAUCCUGAAGAUGCGCGAAGACAAUGUGAGGUCAAGGCUCGAGACUGGGCAUCAGGAGCUGAAGAGAGCACUCAAGUUCAACGAGGAGGUUGGGCUGGAGUUGGCGACAUUGAUGGGGAAGAUGGAAGAUUCGCACGACUACGUCAUCCACGAACUCCUGAGAAAGACCGUGCCUGUCCACCCGUUUCAAAGCUCAUCGACCUCCGAAGAUGUAGCAAGAAACCCAACCCCGCUUCAAGGGCUGUGA
Guillardia theta CCMP2712 is the source of this 1002-nucleotide messenger RNA. RefSeq lists its product as hypothetical. NCBI's taxonomy places the organism in Eukaryota, Cryptophyceae, Pyrenomonadales, Geminigeraceae. The transcript has 14 exons. The coding region runs from base 1 to 1002 and encodes 333 amino acids. Gene Ontology annotation, molecular function: protein binding. The record is from RefSeq and is a predicted model, not a curated record.